This is a messenger RNA of Loxodonta africana (African savanna elephant), 5101 nucleotides long. RefSeq names its product trophoblast glycoprotein (gene TPBG). Gene Ontology annotation, molecular function: protein binding. Gene Ontology annotation, cellular component: plasma membrane. NCBI's taxonomy places the organism in Eukaryota, Metazoa, Chordata, Mammalia, Proboscidea, Elephantidae. The transcript is spliced from 2 exons. The record is from RefSeq and is a predicted model, not a curated record. Bases 666 to 1919 code for a protein of 417 amino acids. Gene Ontology annotation, biological process: negative regulation of canonical Wnt signaling pathway.
AAGCUUUUUUUUUUUUUUUUUCAAGUUGGCUCCUUUCUCUUAACAAGUUCCGUAACUACUCAGGAAACGCGGGGGUAGGGCAAGUGGGAACGCAUUAAUCACACCUAAAUCUUAAAUUGGCAGCCUAAGGUACCACUUUGGUGAGGAGACUUUCUUAAGCUCCCUUGCAAACUGCCCUGCGUUUUGCUACUGCCGCUGUACUUCUAGCUCAUUUCUUUUCUGCUGCUGAUUCGCACUGCUGUCUGUCACGCCUAAAUCUAUCUCGUCACUGCCAUAGGUGCCCGAAAUCCGGGUGAAUUUCACGAGAUUAACCAGCGGUUUCGUUCCUGUCCAAGGUCGCGCAGCGGAUCCAGAGAGAGACGUCAACAAAAGAGGCGAGGAGGUGCCACCCGGGGGCGGUGGCGGCAGGAGGCGAGGCGCACAACAGAGCUUCCCGACCGGCCGUGCGUACUUUCUGGAAGGAAGGGGUGGGAGACUCGGCCCCGGGAGGGGGACGCCCGGUGGCAGGGGUUAGUCAAGCUCCGGCUGCGGCGUUCCUCCCGGGUUUCCACGAGAGGAAAGUUUUCUCCAGACGCUUCCAGCCGGCCCGCGCCCUCCGAGCCCAGACUUCCCAGCCGUCGGAGCGGGCGCCGUCCCAGCCCAGCUCCGAGGAGACGCCAGCCGCGAUGCCUGGGGGGUGCUCCCGCAGUCCCGCUGCCGGGGAGGGGAGGCUGCGGCUGGCAAGGCUGGCGCUGGUCCUCCUGGGUUGGGUCUCCUCGUCCUCGCCCACCUCUUCAGCGUCCUCCUCGGCGUUGUCCCUGGUCUCUGCGGCGUCCACCCAGCCCCCGCUGCCGGGCCACUGCCCUCCACCCUGCGAGUGCUCAGAGGCGGCGCGCACUGUGAAGUGCGUUAAUCGCAACCUGACCGUGGUGCCUGCGGACCUGCCCCCCUACGUGCGCAACCUCUUCCUCACCGGCAACCAGCUGGCAGUGCUCCCAGCCGGUGCCUUCGCCCGCCGGCCGCCGCUGGCCGAGCUGGCAGCGCUCAAUCUCAGCGGCAGCCACCUGAAUGAGGUGCGUGCCGGCGCCUUCGAACAUCUGGCCAGCCUGCGGCAGCUCGACCUCAGCCACAACCCGCUGGUUAACCUCAGCCCCUAUGCUUUCUCGGGCAGCAACGCCAGCGUCUCAGCCCCCAGUCCCCUGGUGGAGCUGAUGCUGAACCACAUCUUGCCCCCAGCGGACAAGCGGCAGAACCGUAGCUUCGAAGGCAUGGUGGCGGCUGCACUGCGGGCUGGCCAAGCGCUGCGCGGGCUCCGCCGCCUUGAGCUGGCCAGCAAUGACUUCCUCUACUUGCCCCGGGAUGUGCUGGCCCAACUCCCUGGGCUCAGGCACCUGGACCUGCGCAACAACUCGCUGGUGAGCCUGACCUACGUGUCCUUCCGCAACCUGACAUACCUAGAAAGCCUCCACCUGGAAGACAACGCCCUCAAGGUCCUUCACAACGGCACCUUGGCAGAGUUGCAGGGCCUGCCUCACGUCAGCGUCUUCCUGGACAACAAUCCUUGGGUCUGCGACUGCCACAUGACCGACAUGGUGGCCUGGCUCAAGGAGACCGAGAUAGUGCAGGGUAAAUCCAGGCUCACAUGUACAUUCCCAGAAAAAAUGAGGGAUCGUGUCCUGUUGCAACUCAACAGCUCUGACCUGGACUGUGACCCAAUUCUCCCCCCAUCCUUGCAGACUUCUUAUGUCUUCCUGGGUAUUGUUUUAGCCCUGAUAGGAGCUAUUUUCCUACUGGUUUUGUAUUUGAACCGCAAGGGGAUAAAAAAGUGGAUGCAUAACAUCAGAGAUGCCUGCAGGGAUCACAUGGAAGGAUAUCAUUACAGAUAUGAAAUCAAUGCAGACCCCAGAUUAACAAACCUCAGUUCUAAUUCAGAUGUCUGAGAGACGUUAAGAGGACAGAAGAAGGACAACUAUGCAUGAGAUGUAGACUUAAUGCUUUAUCCCUUACUAGGCUUGCUCCACUUCCACCUCCCACUAUAGACACCACUGAUUUUGACUGAAAGCGGUGAGGGGAACUUGCUUCCUUGUUAUGUAAAGUUUCUUGGUGUGUUCUGUUAAUGUAAGAGGAUGAACACCUGGGCAUAGUGUAUUACCCUCUUCCCUUUCCUUGGAACCUGUCAACAAGUGUGGAGGGAUUUUUUAAGGUUCAGCAUGAAUGUGGACUCCUUGCUGUUUGUUUCUUAGUACAGCUCAAGAUGUAGCAAGUAUACCCACACAGAUAGCACUCAACAAAAGCUGCCUCAACUUUUUUGAGAAAAAUACUUCAUUCAUAAAUACCAGUUUUAUUCUCAUGUACCUGAAUUGUGGAGAAAAUAAUUGCAUUCCAUCAACUGCCUGCAGACCUUAGCAAGCUCUUCAGAAUAACUCCAUAGUACACAGGAGCCUGUGCAUCCAAGAGCAUGCUUACAUUUUACUCUUCUGCAUAUUACAAAAAUAACUUGCAACUUCAGAUAAUUACCUUUUUUGAUUGCAGUUUAUAUGAAACUAUAUUGAAGAUUUUUUUUUUAAAAUAAACUGCAUCAAGAGCCAACUGACUGAAUUGUUAAAAAAAAAAAUUCAAUAAAGGUUCUUAAAAGAAUUAUAGCUGUGUCUAAGUUUGCUAUUCAGCAAAAUGAUUAGGGGGACUAAGAUCAAAUAGUUUUGGUCCAAGUGAUAAUUGAGCUAUUAACACAGCUGAGAAUCAAACUGGAGCAACAUCUUAUAUGAGUAAACUUGGGGAUAGGUUUUGAAAUGGUGAGUCCUUUCAGGAUUUAAAUAGAAAGUUUGAAUAUUCAUAUGCAAUAGACUUUGUUUGGCCCUAAAGUUAAUGCUAUUCAUGAAACAAUUUUGUAAGAGCACUAUAAAGUUGGUAAGGGUGAAAAGUCCUGUAUGAUAUAAACAGGGCACCGUUUGGAGCUUUUUCUAGACUAAUGACGUUGUUAGGACAGUAUUAUUUACUUAAGACUCUCCACAGGAAAUUGUUUUAUGGAGUCUUAGAGCAGAGUGUGAAACAAAUAUGCAAAUCAGUGUAUGAAAAUGAAGUGUCAAAAUAGAAUAUUCUAAAAUAAAACAUUAAAAAAUUAUAAGUUAAAAAAUAUUUCCCAAGAUUAUAAUGUACAUUAGACACUUAGAUUUUUUGAGAAUAUUUUAAAAAAUGGAACAUACAUGGUUGAUAGUUUAUCAGAGACCCAGGUAAUACAUUUAAAAAAUUGUCAUGAUAGGAUAUGAAUUCGAGGAAGUAAUCAGAGAUAAAUGUCUAUAUCUGAAAACAAGUGUCCCAAUUAAUCAUAGGUUCUUAAAUUCAGUUCAGUGUUUAAGAAUUUGAAGGUAUUUUGAUUUUAGCUAAACUAAAGAUAUAUAAACCUUCAUGAGGAGCAUCACAUUUAGGUGCAAAUAAAAGCUACUGUUUAAUCAAUUGAUGCUAUCAGUAAUAGACAGUUUUCCUUUUUUGGAGUUUAUUAUCUGCCAUUUAAGCUUAAAAGUAAAUUCUAUUAAUCAAGCUUCAAACUCUUAUAUAAAGUGACUUUAAUUUAGCCAUUAUUGCUUAAAGUAAUAAGUAAACUUGCCAUUAGUAAGUCUUGGGGUUGUCUUUCCUUUUAAACUGGUUAUGUUCUACAGUGCUUUAUGCUUGAAAUAAAUUUUCCAUUUCCAUAUUUUUAUAAAUUAAAUAAGAUCAGAGAAUAGUUUCUAGAAAUCUUUGUCAUUUCCUUCUUUGAAUUAAAUUCUGAAGUUUUCAUACUAGGGCUAAAGAUAUGCGAAUUCAUUCCUUGUUUAGAUUGUUUAGUCAGAAUAUGAAGUUUUAUCUCCCUUAAGUUUAUUAACGGUCAUUUUAUGAAAUAUUAUGGUAUUCAUUAUUUAUAGGUUACAGUUCAGAUCCUAUAAUUACCUGAGAAAAGCCUAAAAAUAUGGCACUUAAUAUUCCAUUAAACAUUUUAAAUGUUCACCAGGAAUUCAUAUCCUGAAUGGCUGCCAUGAUUUCAUUAAGAAUGAUGAAAAUACCAGAAUGCCAAAAAUAUUGAAAACAUCUAAUACCUUAGGAAUUACCUUAGAAAUAAACUGGACUUUAGUUUUUAAGUCUGCUGAUAUUGUAGACAACUACAAAUUAAAAUAUUUAUGGAGCCUUAAUUAGGAAGAAUUGUUUCUUCUGAGUCAGGUGAUAAUCUAACAUUUAAAUACUAUGCUUUAUCCAAGACUCAGGGAAGCUUAGGUUCAUUAGUCCAGCUAUUCUCUUCAAUUCCCUGCAGAAGAAUCUAUGAUAAAGUGAAGCAGAGUUUUUGCCUGUUAGGCUUUUUUGAAGUUAUGAUUGGUUCUUUUCAUCCCCUUGUUUCUACCUUUGUAUAAAUUUCCCAAGUUGUCAGUGCUUUCUUUUCUAUUACAUGACUCCUUGCUAUUCUCCAAUAUAUGACAAUAGAAAAUUCCUAAGGCAAAAAACAUUUAUUGUUUGAAAACUAAUUGCUACUGUCGUGCAGUCAUAAUAUGAUAAAUCUGUAUGUGUAUAUGGCAUUCUAAGUUCAUUGAAAAAUAGGUGCUAUGUAAAUCCAUUAAGUAUAAGCGAAUAUAGGAAAAAUGAAAUAAAAUAAAGGUGUCAUCACUUUAAGAGUACUUGUUCAAAAAAUUUACUUUGGCUGGUUAUACACUUUAGUUGCUACUGAGCUUAACAGAGUUUUCAACUGAAAAGAAAACAUCUUUUCAUUUAUCCUUUGCAAGUUUCCUUUGAAGAAAGUUAGAAAAAUACUUAAAAAUUUAAUCACCUGAUAAAGCUCUCAAUUUAAAAAGCUAUUAAAACGUCCAAUAAGUUUCUAUUUAAAAUGUCACAAACUCUAGGAUAAUACAGCUGUUUGACCCAGAAUUGUAACUCUCUCUUUCCUUGUGACCAUUCGGUUUGCAGCCUUAAUAUAUAUGUCUGAUCAGUGUGGUUCAUUAGUGACCUACAAGGUAGGCUUGUACUGAAGCAGAUAGAUUUUUCUUAUACGAUAAAGAGACCUUGAAACACAUUUUAUAGAAUAUUUUAAAGGAAAAGGAACUACACACUCGGGGGAAACACAGGCUUGGUUGAAAUAAAUGAGCAAAUGACAAAUGAUAAA